Elaeis guineensis (African oil palm) is the source of this 1895-nucleotide messenger RNA. RefSeq names its product protein NRT1/ PTR FAMILY 6.2. Gene Ontology annotation, molecular function: transmembrane transporter activity. Gene Ontology annotation, biological process: transmembrane transport; oligopeptide transport. Gene Ontology annotation, cellular component: membrane. The record is from RefSeq and is a predicted model, not a curated record. Lineage: Eukaryota; Viridiplantae; Streptophyta; Magnoliopsida; Arecales; Arecaceae.
CGAGAGAUCUCUAGUUUCAUUGCAUCUCUCUAGCUUUUGAAGCCCUUUUGCACUGUUGUGACUCCUGAAAAGAUCAACAUGGAUGGAAAGAUGAGCUUGUCGGUGGAGGACGCAGUGGAUUACAAGGGAUCGCUUGCGGACAGAUCCAAGACCGGCGGUUGGGUACCUGCGGCUCUUAUAUUAGGAAUUGAAAUAUGUGAGAGGCUAUCGACGAUGGGAAUCGCGGUGAAUCUCGUGACGUACUUGGUUGGCACGAUGCAUCUUCCAAGUGCGGAGUCCGCUAAUGUUGUGACAGAUUUCAUGGGCACGUCCUUCCUGCUGUGUUUGCUCGGAGGUUUCCUAGCUGAUUCCUUCUUGGGCCGAUACCUCACAAUUGCCAUCUUUGCCGUGGUCCAAGCAUUAGGGACGGGGAUGCUCUCUGUGACAACAAGACUGCCCCAGCUUCGCCCGGCGCCCUGCAACGCUUCUACCGCCACCAAGUCAUGCCAGCAAGCCAAUGGGUUCCAGAUGGGCAUCCUCUACUUGAGCUUGUACCUGAUUGCGCUGGGCACAGGGGGACUCAAAUCAAGUGUGUCGGGCUUCGGGACCGACCAGUUCGACGACAAGGACGAGAAGGAGAAGGCCCAGAUGGCCUACUUCUUCAACAGGUUCUUCUUCUUCAUCAGCACCGGCACCUUGCUUGCAGUCACCGUCCUGGUCUACAUACAAGACGAGGUGGGCCGAAGCUGGGCCUACGCUAUCUGUUGCAUCUCCAUGCUCAUCGCCAUCUUGGUGUUUCUAUCCGGGACAAGGAGAUACAGGUACAAGAAGAGCGCCGGGAGCCCCAUUGUUCACAUCCUUCAAGUUGUCGUGGCUGCAGCGAGCAAGAAGAAGCUCCAGUACCCUUCGAACCUUGCUUUCCUGUAUGAGAAUUGCCCAGAGGCCUCCAGAAUCCAACACACCGACCAAUUCCGUUGUCUCGACAAGGCUGCAAUCAUGGCAGAAGGAGAUAACGAAGUGAACGGUGAGACCUCGAGUCCAAAUCCUUGGAAACUAUGCUCGGUGACCAGGAUCGAGGAGGUGAAGAUGAUGAUCAGACUACUUCCGGUGUGGGCUACGACCAUAUUGUUCUGGACCAUCUAUGCUCAAAUGAUCACGUUCUCUGUAGAGCAAGCGACGACCAUGGAGAGGUCGAUCGGAAGCUUCCAAAUUCCAGCAGGAUCACUGACGGUCUUCUUCGUUGGGGCCAUUCUGAUCACCCUAGCGGUCUAUGACCGCAUGAUCAUGCCCCUGUUGAAGAAAUGGAAAGGCAAACAAGGUUUCACCAACCUACAGAGAAUCGGCAUCGGCCUCGCCCUCUCGGUGCUAGGGAUGGUAGCUGCGGCCGUGGCAGAGGCGAAACGGCUGUCGGUGGCCAGGGGAGCAGGUGCUGCUGCGGCUCAUCGCGGGGGCACGACGCUGCCCAUCAGUGUUUUCACAUUGAUCCCACAAUUUUUCCUGGUGGGCGCCGGAGAGGCAUUCAUAUACACCGGUCAGCUCGAUUUCUUCAUCACCCGGUCGCCAAAGGGGAUGAAGACUAUGAGCACCGGCCUCUUCCUCACCACCCUUUCGCUUGGCUUCUUCCUCAGCAGUUUCCUAGUUUCGAUCGUCAAGACCCUGACAGGCGGCAAACAUGGGAAUGGGUGGCUGGCAGACGACAUCAACCAUGGCAGAUUGGAUUGCUUCUAUUGGCUUCUCGCUGUACUGAGCGCUAUUAAUUUGGGAGCUUUCAUCGUUUCUGCUGCAUGGACAAAGCCACAGGCCGCUAAGAGUGUGGCGAAGAGUUAUUCUGUAGAUGAUCAGUGCUAGGGAUGUGUAAAGGCACCAAAAGGCAUAUCUUGCUACUUUUCUUCCAGCCUUUUUUUUUUUUUGACGAG